This is a messenger RNA of Rattus rattus (black rat), 1320 nucleotides long. Its product is annotated as aldo-keto reductase family 1 member C15. Gene Ontology annotation, cellular component: cytosol. Gene Ontology annotation, molecular function: aldose reductase (NADPH) activity; steroid dehydrogenase activity; ketosteroid monooxygenase activity. Bases 53 to 1027 code for a protein of 324 amino acids. NCBI's taxonomy places the organism in Eukaryota, Metazoa, Chordata, Mammalia, Rodentia, Muridae. The record is from RefSeq and is a predicted model, not a curated record. The transcript is spliced from 9 exons. Gene Ontology annotation, biological process: steroid metabolic process.
GGUUAGUCAAGGGAAGAAAGGGCAGAGUCCAAUCGACUGGGCUGUGGAUAUCAUGGAUCUCAGACAUAGUCGUUCAGUGAAGCUGAAUGAUGGAAACUUGAUGCCAGUACUUGGGUUUGGCACAUUUGCUUCUAAGGAGAUUCCAAAGAGCAAGGCUGCCGAGGCCACCAAAGUAGCCAUUGAUGUGGGUUUCCGUCACAUAGAUGCAGCAUACUUCUAUGAAAAUGAGGAAGAAGUUGGACAGGCCCUCCGAGACAAGAUGGCUGAUGGGACUGUGAAGAGGGAGGAUUUAUUCUACACCACCAAGAUUUGGAUUACUUUCCUUAGACCAGAGUUGGUACGUCAGUGCCUGGAGAGAUCGCUGAAGAAACUUGGGCUGGAUUAUGUGGAUCUCUGCAUUAUUCAUAUACCGAUUGCUAUGAAGCCUGGAGAGGAACUUCUGCCAAAGGAUGCUAAUGGAAAAUUCAUUUUUGAUAGAGUGGACAUUCGUGAUACUUGGGAGGCACUGGAGAAGUGUAAGGACGCAGGUCUAUCCAAGUCUAUAGGGGUGUCCAAUUUCAACCACAAACAGCUGGAACUGAUUCUGAACAAACCAGGGUUGAAAUACAAACCCACCUGCAACCAGGUAGAAUGUCACCCGUAUCUCAACCAGAGCAAACUCCUGGAGUUCUGCAAGUCCAAAGACAUUGUUCUCGUUGCCUACAGUGCUCUGGGAUCCCACAGAGACCCAAGCUGGGUCAGCAGUGAUAGCCCAUACCUCCUGGAGGAUCCUGUCUUAAUGACCAUUGCCAAGAAACACAACCGAACUCCAGGCCAGGUUGCCCUGCGCUACCAACUGCAGAGGGGGGUGGUGGUUCUGGCCAAGAGCUUCAAUGAGAAGAGAAUCAAAGAGAACUUCCAGGCGUUUGACUUUGAAUUGACCCCAGAGGACAUGAAAACAAUUGACAGCCUCAACAGAAAUUUUCGAUAUUCUCAAAUGGCAUUUGCUCUGGAUCACCCUGACUAUCCAUUUUUGGAAGAAUAUUGAACAUGAGCUGCUAAACAUUAUGGAGACUUUCCUCCUUCCAGUUAGUGUGUAGCUGUGUUUGGUGGAGUGGCUAAGAAGCAGUAUCCUUGUUGCCUUGUGCUUGUCUAAUAUCACAAAACUAUGAAUCACAAGAGGGACAUUUGUCUUUCCUGAUAAUUAAAAAUGACAGAAAAAUUACAGAGAAUUUACAAAAUAAAAGGAAAUAUUUGAUGUAGUGUCCUUGAUUUUUAUACAAGUUUCAUGUGUUUUUUUUAUUUACAAAAAUUAAAAUAAAUUUCAACAAUUGGACUGUU